GAAAAUUUUUAUCUGUCAUUUAGCAGUCCUCUAUAAAUUCGAUAUCAAACGAUCCUGUCAAAAGCAAACUACAUUCAAAGUUUCAAAAUUUUUAUAGAAGUACCAUGACCUUUAAACCAGUGCAAUUAGCGUUCGAAAAGUUUUCUGCAGUUGCUCCGAAAAAGCCCCCAGUUCUUAUUCUUCACGGACUGUUAGGAUCGAGAAAAAAUUGGAAAUCUUUGUCAAACCACUUUGUCUCUAAACUAGACAGAGAUGUAUACAAUAUCGACCAAAGAUGCCAUGGUGACUCGCCUGGUGUUGGUCCUCUGUCAUACCAAUCUUUAGCUUUUGAUACCCAUCAUUUUAUGAAAUCGCAUGGCAUUGAAAAGGCUUCUAUCAUCGGUCAUUCUAUGGGAGGAAAAACUGCCAUGGCAACUGCUUUGCUAUACCCCGACAUGGUCGAAAAACUAGUCGUCGCCGAUAAUUCCCCUAUAUAUACCCAUCUUCCAGAAAAAACUAAAGUGUAUAUUAAAGCUUUAAUGCGCAUUGACGAAGCAAACUUAAAAAGACAAAGCAGCGCAGAUAACAUUCUCAAGGAGGUCGAAGAUGUAACUUUAGUCAGAGCAUUCUUACUUUCUAACAUUAGAAAAAACGCCGAUAAUGUUUUCAAAUCUCAGAUUCCUCUUGAGACCAUCUACAACUCUCUCCCUGAUUUAGCAGGAUUCUCCGUGAACGAAAAUUGUGCGGAUCAAUACACAGGACCUACCUUGGUCAUUAAAGCCAAACACAGUACUUUUGUACCCGAUGAAGCUUUACCUGUGUUCAAAAAAAUGUUUCCAAAUUAUCAAAUGGAAACCCUGGACUGUGGUCAUUGGGUUCACUUUGAGAAAGCCCAAGAAUUCACUGGACAUGUUGUUGAUUUUUUGAAGUAGCCUAUUAUAUAUUACAAGACAACUUAACUCUUACGAGUAAGUCUUACACAUUGAACUCCCCUCUCGAAUUUUAAUAGAAUACUUAUCCUUUUUAUAUAUAAAAUUUUGGUUGCCGGAUAGAGAAUACAAUACAAUUCAAUUGGAAAUAGAAGAAUUAUCGUGAAA
Messenger RNA from Schizosaccharomyces octosporus yFS286, 1076 nucleotides. Its product is annotated as hydrolase. The record is from RefSeq and is a predicted model, not a curated record. Gene Ontology annotation, cellular component: mitochondrion. The coding region runs from base 105 to 911 and encodes 268 amino acids. The transcript is spliced from 2 exons. Lineage: Eukaryota; Fungi; Ascomycota; Schizosaccharomycetes; Schizosaccharomycetales; Schizosaccharomycetaceae.